AGCUUUCCGGCCCGUUCACCGCUCCGUUCUCGGUAAAAUGGCAGAGGUCGGUCAGAGGCUGGGGAGCGGAGCUUACCGGCUCUCCACCCUCAGAAACAGCCAUAGCCGACCGGUGUGCACCGGAGAGAGUCCCGGGGCCCUGUUGGGGAACUGUACCUUCACUGACAGCCGGUUAAAAGAGGAGUCAACACGUCACCAACGUGAAGUUCAGCCGCUUUUAAGAAGCACAGCAACACAGCGCAGACCAGAGAAACUUUACAGAGUGAGAUCAAGUGAAAGUCAACAGGAAAAUGGGACUUUGCGCUGUGCCACGUCUCUGGAUCUGGAUUCAUCCCGUUUUUUCAGUGAGAGCCUGCAACAUACAGCGGCCCUGUAUCUCUCGGCGAGACUGCAGCCUCUCCUCCAGGAGAAGCUGCUGCAUGGUAGGAUGACACCCUGGACCAGAGAAGCUGUUUCCAUCCACCCUGACACCUUCAGGUCCCCUAAGCAGCUGCGAGCCUUCUGCACUGUCAUCUUCAUUCUGGCAGAGCAGCGAUCAGAGAGGCACAGGCGUCUGAAGCAACAUCCUGACACCCUGCGAGCAUCUACAGCGAGCAGAAGCUACAGCUGGAGGAGUGACAGCAGCUCAAAAGAUGCUCCUCUGCUAUACAGAAGCAGGACGUCCUAUUACGACCUCCUCAGAGUGUCCCCCGCUGCCACACAGGCCCAAAUCAAGACGGCGUACUACAAACAGUCCUUCAUCUACCACCCUGACAAGAACCCAGGGAACAAGGAGGCCACCCAGCGCUUCUCUGAGAUCAGCGAGGCCUACACAGUGCUGGGCAACAUCAGCCUGAGGAGGAAGUAUGACCGUGGUAUUCUGAGCGGGGCAGACGUUCAAAGUGCAGGGAGACCAUCCUCCAAAGAGACCAAAAGCAGACACACAGGCUCCCCACAGCAGCACCAGCAGCAGCAUCACAGAGCCAGGCAGUUCUCCCAAACUGGAGGGAGGACAAUGUUUGAUUUCGAUGCCUUUUAUCAGGCUCACUACGGGGAGCAGCUGCAGAGGGAGAGGGACAUGAAAGCCAGGAAGGAGCGCAUGGAGGAGCAGAAGAAGGAGAACUACAACAUAUGGAGGAAGGGGAAAAUGUUGGAGAUGGCUGCAGUGAUGCUGCUGACCAUGGCAGGCUUACUCUUGGUCAGUGUCAACAAGUCCUGAAAUAGAAGCAGCGACCUGACGAGCCCCCAUGGGGUUACAUGUCAUGAUUCUCAGGGGGGGUGGAGGGGGACGGGGGUGCUACCUCAGACUGUUUUGCAAGUGUUGCACAGUUUCAGACAGUUGAAGAUGAUUGUUUUUGGUGUGUUGCAGAAGUAAACAAAGCCUGUCUCAUUUGUUAGAAGCAUUAGAUAGGUUUGUUAUUCAUGUACUGUGUCCCUUUAGAAGCCGACUGUAUCAGAGAGGAACUUGAACAUAUUAAUUUUCUUUAUUUAUUCAUGUCUGGGAUCUAAAAUGCAUAAGCAAACAUUACACACAUUCGGGCUGGGUAUUGGUACUCAGUACCUUUAAGGUAGGAAUGCUCAGUUUGGUUUGUCCAGGGGCCACUUUUGACACAGCAGCUCCACGAGUCAGGUGUACACGGCGUUUCUAGGAACUGAACAUAUUCAGGGCUUAGACCGCACCUCUGUAGGGGGUUCCAGGGAUCCUCUUCUGGCACAUUUUUUGAUAAACAAGCUCUAUUUUGAUCUGAUCUGAUCUAAUCUGGCACUGACUAUCGGUAUCUUCAUCACUUUAAGGGGACUUGUACUGGUAUUGUUUUUAAACAAUACCCAGCCCUAACACACACACUUGGCUAGAGAGGGAUGCUGGAUGAUGAGAACACCGUAACGUCAAGUAGAAACUGGAAAUAUUCAAACCACACAGCAGGAUGUGGGAUUAUUUAUUCCUGCAACAAUUCAAGCAUGAAGCUCUGUAAAGCACCCAUUGUAGGGGUAAUAUAUAUAUAUAUAUAUAUAUAUAUAUAUAUAUAUGGUAAAGGUAAAGUUCCACUGAUUGUCACACACCUGAGUGUGUGAAAUUUGUUCUCCGCAUUUGACCCAUCCCCUGAGGGAGUGGUGAGCAGCAGCGGUGCUGUGCUCGGGAAUCAUGUGGUGAUCUAACCUCCCAAUUCCAACCCCUGAUACUGAGUGCCACAGGGAGGCAAUGGGUCCCAUUUUUACAGUCUUUGGUAUGACCCGGCCGGGGAUCGAACCCACGACCUCCCAGUCUCAGGGCGGACACUCCACCACUAGGCCACUGAGCUGUUUAAUUGCUGUCUAAUGUUUCAUUUAUGGGCGACACGGUGGUUUGGUGGUUAGCGUUGUCGCCUCACAGCAAGAGGCGUCCUGGUUCGAUCCCAGGUGUGGGAGCCCUUCUGUGCGGAGUUUGCAUGUCCUCCUUGUGUCAGUGUGGGUUUUCUCUGGGUACUCCAGCUUCCUCCCACAGUCCAAAGACAUGCAGGUUAAGUGGUGACUCUAAAUUGUCUGCAGGUGUGAAUGUGAGCGUGAAUGGUUGUCUGUCUCUAUGUGUCAGCCCUGCGAUAGUCUGGCGACCUGUCCAGGGUGUACCCUGCCUCUCGCCCAGUGUCAGCUGGGAUAGGCUGUCGUUGUUGUAUAGCAUGUCUCAGGUUAAACCCUUUGUAAAAAAUAUUUGUUCAUAAAUACAUACAGAGAAUGAAUGCCUUAGAACUUUUUUUAAUUAUCUAGUUUGACAUCUUAAUGCUAAUUGCUAAUGUGACACUUUUUACCAGAAAUCAAUUCUCUCUCUAAAACAGUAGUUUUAGCACAGCGCAACUUGCUGUGUAGGCUGCUGUUUUAGAGCUGGGAAGAACUGAUUUCCCUGGAAACUGACAUUUUAUUUGGGUGUGAAACUACUUCAAUAUGUAUUGAUAAGUAACAUGGUAUCAGAUCGGUGCAUAGACUCAUGAUCGAUACCUGAUCCAUCACUGUAGGCAGUAUCGGAGGCAUUCCAGAUACUGGUGUCGAUAUCAGAACAACUCUACCAGUGUUCAAGUAGUUGUGGUGUUUUCUGUGUGAACAAAGUUUAUUCACUCUCUGUUAGUAGUGACAAGUCUAAAGCCAAACAACCUUUUUUGGCAGCUCUAAUUCAGUUCUGUUCAUCCAAAUUCUGCACAAGGUUGGAAAAAUCAUAUGUAUCAUUCUGAACAACGCACAAUUCCCUUGCCUUUCCCUGAACACUGCAUCUGUAAUGUAGAAAAUGACUCUGAAGUGUGUAAUUGUUAAGAUUAUUAGGAAAUCAUUACACUGUUAUGCCCCUUUCUGGGGGGGUGUAUGUACAUACGAGAUGCCACAUGUUAAAUUAUUUUGUGUAAGAAAAACUGUAUUAAGCAGCUGUAAUAAAAUAGUUUAAUGUACCUGUGUCUUUUUAUAGUAAAUACAUUAUUGCAAGUACAUAGCGUUUCUUUUGCUUUUUUUCUGCAGCGUUAUCAGCUCUGACCUCUAGAGGGCAACUGAGCACAUCGAAAAUGAUCUCUGAGUUAGAGCCGAAGGCCUGAGGGGCUCAGCGAGUGUGGGAUGAUAUUAAUGCAUGUUAUGGAGGUCUCAGCCUGCUGAGAGCUGCUGCUGCUGACAGACUGUCUGUUUAUUUCCCUGAAGAUGAUACACAUUAAAAACAUCA
Messenger RNA from Epinephelus fuscoguttatus (brown-marbled grouper), 3652 nucleotides. RefSeq names its product DnaJ (Hsp40) homolog, subfamily C, member 30b (gene dnajc30b). NCBI's taxonomy places the organism in Eukaryota, Metazoa, Chordata, Actinopteri, Perciformes, Serranidae. The coding region runs from base 38 to 1198 and encodes 386 amino acids. The record is from RefSeq and is a predicted model, not a curated record. The transcript has 2 exons.